This is a messenger RNA of Sinocyclocheilus rhinocerous, 6465 nucleotides long. Its product is annotated as mitogen-activated protein kinase kinase kinase 10-like. Lineage: Eukaryota; Metazoa; Chordata; Actinopteri; Cypriniformes; Cyprinidae. The coding region runs from base 1923 to 5117 and encodes 1064 amino acids. Gene Ontology annotation, biological process: positive regulation of apoptotic process; protein phosphorylation. The transcript has 11 exons. Gene Ontology annotation, molecular function: protein binding; JUN kinase kinase kinase activity; ATP binding. The record is from RefSeq and is a predicted model, not a curated record.
UCAGCCUUAGGAGUUGACAGCCCGGUCCAUGGAAUAGAUUGCCUUUCUCACAGGGAAAGGAAACAGGGGAAGAAACGAUUCAAGUUGAGAUGAACGACAGGCCGACCAACUGACCCAGCUGGGAGCACGAUUACAAGAGCAUCCUUCAGAGGAAUUCGAUGAUGUGUACAACAAAUGGCAAUAUUUCAGCGGUAUGAUACGCCCAUGCGACGAGCUGUGUGGAUGUUGUGAUGUACGGUGAACGAUCCAGGCAACCACAAACAUACAUCCGAAUUCAGAAAACCGGUUGAUUUGGCUGGAGGAACACAUACUUUACCACUGAUCUCUGGAUUAAAAGAAAUAUCGUUGCAGAAUCUAGAAAGUAAUUAGGUGGAUAUUAUUAUUACCAUUAUUGUUAUUAAUAUUAUUAUUAUUAGUAGUAUUGUCAUUGUAAAGAUGGUGGACACAUCUUGUGUUGGCUUUUAUUUGGGCAACAUAAGCAUAUUAUGGAGAAUUUCGUCGCCUAAUCGCUACGACCUGGAUAAAAGUCACCUUUAUGCAAGCAAUCCACAUCACUCUCAUUCUUCAUAGAAAUAUAUCAAUAUCGCUGUAUCAUAAUAAUCCAAUACCAAGCCGAAGUUUUGUUCAGCUUGUCAUACAAUUCUAUUUAUAUACGCAUCUGACUCCCGCUUGAUGAUUCAACUGCUCUAUGAAAAUAAAAUGUCUACUGUUAAAAUGACAAUUAUGGAAAAUGAGGACGAAAUGAUCGAAGUAAGCACUUGCACAUGCGGUUCAUAGAAAUAACACGAACCGACAGUCGCUUUGGCUUAUGACGUGGAUUAAAUUGCAAACAGUAGACUUGUAGUGGCUAUAGUAACGUUUAUCGAUUAAAUAUUAAUACGCCGAAUAUAUGCCUUUCUCGAUAUGCAACGCGAUAAAUAUGUGGCGUACAUUAUGUAUGUCGAUUAAAGCUAAUGACAGCCACGGCUCUGUGUGGCCUGUGUCUCUGUGUCAUGUCAUGUUGUGAUUCUCAUCUUAAAAUGGACGCGUGCUUUCCUUGAACUGUCUUAUAGCGUUCGCAAUGUUUCGAAUUUAUACAACACAAGAGACACGUAAAGUGAAUAUCACAAAUGUGCAAAUAAUUGUGGAUAUUUUGAGAUCGCGAGCUGGUGCAUCUCUGUGAGCCAAUCAGAGCUGAAUGUUUGAGGAUGCCUUAAGCCUGCGCAUGCAUGUGUUUAAGGCUAUGAAUAUUCAUUAACAUUCAUUGCAAAAAAAGUUUAACAUCGAUGUACGUUUACAAAUAUGACAGUUUUACAUGGAUCAGAGGAUUAGAGGUUAAGACAACAUUCCAGUGCAAGCUAUUUAGGUAGAACCUAACCCCUACUAGAACAUGAUGAUGUGUGAUGUAAGGCAAAUUAUCAGAAGACCCAUCUAGUUACUGUAUUAUCUUUAGUAAUAUUUGCUUACUUCUGGAUUCUGCUGUUAAAAAGAGAAACCAACCAAGCAGUGUCUUCAAUGAUUCUUCAGAUGGAAAAGCCCAAUGCUGCAUCAAGUAACCAAAAAGAUAAGAUUCUCACACCUUGAUGGACUGGAUAUUCUCACCUAAUCUCAAGGACUUUGGUUUCUCUAGCAAAACUCUUUUUCAGUGUCAUCAUCUAUAAAUCUAGAACUAUAGAGCAUCAUCAUAUUAGAGCUGUUAGCACAUACUGACUGACUAAAAUGGCUCUAUAAAUGUUAAGACACACACAAAGUGUGCUGUGGACAAUCCAAGCAGUCGGUGAGGACAGUGCAGUGGAAGCCCAGCAAAAGCUUUACUUAUUGAUUUUGUUCCUCAUCAAGAAGGCCUGCACUCAGUAGAUGGGCUCUGCAUGGAUAUUGUGCGCAAGUUGACAGAGGGCCUCCUCCAGCCUUUGAGACCACAUCGCUGACCUGAACACUCAGUGAUGGAUCCAUAUACGAGACUGAGUGGAGUAGGAGCUGGAGGUGGUGGCAGUGCUGCCCCGCUACCUUGUACCAGUAGGGGAGGUUCCUGUGGACCCAGAGUUCCCCCUGCCCUCCCAGCAAAUGCAAACUCAAUACCCUGCCUGACACACAACAGCAGCAGCCAGAACUCCUCUACUUUUUCCUCUUCAGUGGACUCCCCAGAUUCCCAUCUUCCUCAUCAUCAUGAAGGCAGUAACACGUACUGGACAGCUGUCUUUGAUUAUGAGGCCACAGCGGACGAGGAGUUGACCUUGCGACGUGGCGACCUACUGGAGGUGCUCUCCAAGGACUCAAAAGUGUCUGGAGAUGAGGGCUGGUGGACUGGCAAGAUCCAGGACAAGGUGGGCAUAUUUCCUAGUAAUUAUGUGACCCGACGGGACACCAGCUAUCCAGCGUUGCCUCCGGGAGGUCUGGUCGGUGGGGAGUCGCCACUGGAGAUUGAUUUCUCAGAGCUGUGCUUGGAGGAGGUGAUCGGUGCUGGAGGCUUUGGAAAGGUGUAUAAGGGUGUGUGGCGAGGUGAGGAAGUAGCUGUUAAAGCAGCUCGUCAGGACCCAGAUGAGGACAUCAGUGCUACGGCAGAGAACGUGAGGCAGGAGGCCAGACUCUUCUGGAUGCUCCAACACCGCAACAUCAUUGCCCUCCGAGGUGUUUGCCUGCGGGAGCCAAAUCUUUGCCUGGUUAUGGAAUAUGCCCGUGGCGGGGCACUUAACCGGGCACUUGCUGGGAAGAAGGUGCCUCCUCGGGUACUGGUGAAUUGGGCAGUGCAGAUUGCGACAGGAAUGGACUACUUGCACAACCAGACCUUUGUGCCAAUCAUCCAUCGAGACCUCAAAUCAAGCAACAUUCUGAUUCUGGAGCCUGUGGAGAGAGACGACCUGAGCGGGAAGACUCUGAAGAUCACAGACUUUGGGCUUGCUCGGGAAUGGCAUCGCACCACGAAGAUGAGUGCAGCGGGCACGUAUGCCUGGAUGGCUCCCGAGGUCAUCAAGCUGUCCCUGUUCUCCAAAAGCAGCGAUGUGUGGAGUUUUGGAGUGUUACUCUGGGAGCUGCUGACUGGUGAGGUGCCAUACCGUGAAAUCGAUGCUUUGGCUGUGGCCUAUGGAGUUGCCAUGAACAAGUUGACCCUUCCCAUCCCCUCCACCUGCCCUGAGGCCUUUGCACAGCUGCUGGGAGAGUGUUGGUGUCCUAACCCACAUGGACGUCCUUCUUUUGGAAGUAUCUUGAAAAGGCUGGUGGACAUUGAGCAAUCAGCCAUGUUUCAGAUGCCGCUCGAGUCUUUCCAUUCCCUGCAGGAAGACUGGAGGCUGGAGAUCCAGCAGAUGUUUGAUGAAUUGCGAGCAAAAGAGAAGGAGUUGCGAUCCUGGGAGGAAGCUCUGGCGCGGGCAGCCGAGGAGCAGAGGGAGCAAGAGGAGCAUCUGAGGAGGCGUGAGCAGGAGUUAGCCGAGAGAGAGAUCGACAUUGUGGAGAGAGAGCUCAACAUCAUCAUCCAUCAGAUGUAUCAAGAGAAACCACAUGUGAAAAAACGCAAAGGCCACUUCAAAAAGAGCAGACUGCUCAAACUUGGCAGGGACAGCAACUGCAUCAGUCUGCCAUCUGGUUUUGAACAUAAGAUCACGGUGCAAGCGUCACCCAGCGUGGACAAGAGGAAAGGUCAGGGUAGUGAAAGCACAACUCCUCCAGCCAGCCCAGGGGUCAUUCCUCGCCUCAGAGCCAUACGCCUGACGCCCAGUGAUGGAAGGAAGACGUGGGGCCGGACGGCAGUGUGUAAGAAAGAAGACCUAGGGACCAAGAAGAAGGGCCGAACAUGGGGGCCCAGCUCCACACAUCAGCGCGAGAGAGUCGGUGGAGAGGACAGGUUAAAGUCACUUGGGGAGGGUAAGGUGUUGUCCUCCAGCGCUCCAAAUCUGGGGAAGUCCCCAAAACAUGCUCCUAUGACAGCUGGAUUCUCAAGCCUAAAUGAAAUGGAGGAGCACUGUGAGUUUGAUGACAGCUCCCCAGGACGUCUGGCUCCUGAGCUGGGCAGUAAUGGAGCAAUGGAGGAGGUGGGUUUAGGGUCAGCGGGUGUAGGGCCGGGAACAGGCUCACAGGAUUCAGUUCGGCGCUGCAGCCAGAGGAAAAAGAGUGACCUGCUGCUGCUGGGCUGUGCCUCCAUACUGGCCGCUGUGGGCCUGGGCUCUGACAUCUUCCAGCUGGGACGACAGCAGAUGAGUCAAGAUGAGCAGGACCUGCGAGAGGAGCAGAGGAAGAAGAAGGAGGGUUUGUUCCAGCACACGGGCCGAUUCAGACGCAGCACCUCUCCACCCAGCCGCACACUGUCACUCUCCCUGUCCCACAACCGCCAUCAGGACUCCACCCUGCCCAGCAUGGACCCGUCUCCUUCCGUUACCGUCCUCUCUUUGUCCUCCCUCUCUGACUGCAACUCCACCAAGUCCCUGUUGCCCUCUGAUCCUGAUGACUUUGCCCCGACCCCUAGUAGUGCUCACUUGGUGGUCUCUCCCGCGCUGUCAUUAAACCCUCUGCUGGACCUGAGGGCGGAGAGCUUCAAACGAGAGCCCAAUCAGUCCCUCACACCCACCCAUGUCUCUGCAGCUAUGGCAUUAAACCGCGGGCACCGCCGCACGCCCUCUGAUGGGGCCAUCCGUCCUCGAGCGCAGACGGUCGUGGGGCAUCGGCGCACCCCCUCUGAUGGGAGUAUGCCCUUCCCACCCGCACAAGCCCCAACCAUUACACCAUAUACAGGUUCUCAUGAAACUCUUGACAUUCCACGCCUGCCUGACCCAUCCAUGGUCUAUCCCUCAGCCAAUCGGCGCAAACCUCCUCCUCCCAUCCCCAUCCCCGUGCCAGAGCCAGACAGCCCUACAGGCACACUCGAGCGUCCCAAAACCCUUGAGUUCGCUCCUCGCCCCCGACCCACCCCAGCUCGGGCACGUCCGGACCCCUGGAAACUAUCAUCUCUGUCCCAGACGCUCAGUUCGUCUCCAGGUAGCAGCUGCGACAGUCCGCUGGGCUCGGGUGACAGCGGAGUGAGCGCUGGAGCAGGUGUCGUCCAUAAAAACCUUCUCGACAUGGACAUGGAAGGCCAGAGCCAGGACAACACCAUCCCCCUGUGCGGACAACACCAAAAGGCCACUCUAUGCGGACAACAUUUCUCAUAGAAAGACUUCUGUCCCCCACCGUCCGGGCUGAUGCACCCUGAACCAGCACUCUGUGGCCGUCAUAAGAGGUUUCCCCACAGUUUGCCCCGUGAUCCCAUCAGACCAUGCUCUCUGGCAGCUCUAAUGGAAAAGCUGCCCUCUGCAGUAGCUAGACAGCCGCCUUCUGGACAGGUUAAGAGAUAAAUGACCUUGAUUUGUUUAUCUCAGCCUGUCCUCAAUGACUCAUUCUCUGUGUGUUUAAUGGGCCUCAUAACGGCUGCGAUCGGUUGGUUAAACAGUGGCCUGUAUUGAGCAGGAGAGGGCAGUCUAACUACUGUAGGUCUGUGACCUUCCUUGUUUGUCCAUAUCUCUGUUAUCCUAGGGCCAGUCUCUCUCGCCUCUUCUUCUUCAUCAUGGUCUCCAUGGGUACAACCUGUUUUUUGGCCUGGAAAAAAACGCCAUUUUUUCCCCCUCCAGUGUGUACAUCAUAAAGUUCAGCGAUGCUUUCUGUGUUUACAUUCAGGAGAAUUGUGUAUGCAGUUAAUUGCAAUGACACAGGGAGCUCUUUUGCGAGUUGCAUUCAUUGUAAUAUAUUGAUACAAUAUAAAAAUAGGUGUACCACAAGAAUUUUAUAUUUUUCUUUUUUUGAAAAUAACAAACAAACAAAAAAACAGACUACAUCUCAAACUACUCUCUGCAUGACCUAAUCAGAAUGUGAGAGCAGUCCAAACGUGAAAAGAAACAUGAGCAGAUGCUUUCUCUCCAUGUGUGGAAGUACUUGGCACUUUCCAAGGAUAGGGUACACUUUUUUUUAAAGCAUUAGAGGCAUAAAUCUUAUGUUUUUGGUCACGAAAAGCAGCUAAUAAAAAAAAAAGAAAAAAGAAAACUUCAAAUGUUUGUAUUCCACUUAAAAUGGGAAUUUUGGCCCUUCCCACCUCAGAAGCCUCAAACUUUUGGAUGUAUCCAACAAAUAUAAUGCUAAAUUAUACAUAUACACAUUAUACAUAUAUCCUAUAUAUGUAUAUCCUAUUUAUCUGUCUCACAUUUUGUGUACGACCCUGCAUGAUGUAAUACACAAAAAUUGUAUUGCAUGUUCUCAAAUUAAAUUUGACCCGCUCAACUUUCAACUGUUACCUAUGGUAUUAAAGAAAAAAUAAUAUUUGUCUUUAAUUUAUGGGAGAUAAGUGCAUGGGAAGUAACUACAACUCACCGUAUCUGCCCCUAUUGAUAGCCCCAUUAGCAACACUUUUUUCUUCUUUUUUAAAUUUUUUUAAAUAUAUUUUGUCCAUUUAUUUAGCUGUUUAUUGCAAGGAAAAAUAACUAAAUUAAAGGAACCAGGUAAACUCUAUAUAAACCCUAUUUAGUGAUU